This is a messenger RNA of Botrytis sinoallii, 870 nucleotides long. RefSeq lists its product as uncharacterized. The transcript has a single exon. Lineage: Eukaryota; Fungi; Ascomycota; Leotiomycetes; Helotiales; Sclerotiniaceae. The record is from RefSeq and is a predicted model, not a curated record. Bases 1 to 870 code for a protein of 289 amino acids.
AUGGGCAACAGGUUUCCAAUAGACAUGGAAACACACAAGAACUGGCUCAAAAAUGACUUGCGAGACCGGUGUUCAGAAUUACAAAGGACACAGCAUUAUUUAACAUUCGCUUUUGAGUCAUUGAAAGCGCUAGGAGACCCUACUGAUGGAAGGUCCCUCUAUCCAUGUGACCAGCGGCGAAUCAAGAAGAUUACGGAGGCAAUGCAAAGUGCUGAGGGAAGGUUAGACUAUUUUUGGACGAAGCUGGAUUUCGAAUAUCGCCGAGUCUCCCGCAGAACUUUGAAUAAGAGUGUUGGCCAUAUAUUUACCAAUAUUCGGACUGUAGAGAGGACACCUGAUUGGAUUGCGCCAACCAGACCAACAAGAGUCUUUCCUAAAAGUUUCCAAGCUCCUACCAUGCCGCAGUUCUCUACUGAUGAGCUAAUAUCCAGCUUUGUUGCUCCUCGAGAGAAAAUCAAGCCAAAAACCGGCGGAGAACCUACCUCCUCUGCGAGCAUUGUUGAAGAUACCUCAGAGGCACUGACAUUCAAGCCCAAAGAACGAAUCUACAAGCUCAAAGCGAGAGCUCUGAAAGUGUUUAAAGUUCUCUUUUUCCAACCUUCUGAGAGUAACAUUCCAGGGGAUCUACCUUGGACCGAGUUCAAGUACGCUAUGGGAGCAAUGGGCUUUAGCGUACACAAGCUUGAUGGCUUGGCAUGUGAAUUCACUCCUCCUUCGACUGAAGAAUAUGAAGGAAGACAUGGCAUACAGGUACAUGAGCCGCAUUCUCCGGGUAGUACGGCUAAGAUCCCUUUUCAACUUGCAAGGAGCAUGGGAAGGAGAUUGAGCUACACUUAUGGAUGGAAUGGUGGGAUGUUUGUGAGUGACUAG